This is a messenger RNA of Larimichthys crocea (large yellow croaker), 5871 nucleotides long. RefSeq names its product centrosomal protein 170Ab (gene cep170ab). The transcript has 20 exons. Gene Ontology annotation, molecular function: protein binding. Lineage: Eukaryota; Metazoa; Chordata; Actinopteri; Sciaenidae. Gene Ontology annotation, cellular component: centriole. The record is from RefSeq and is a predicted model, not a curated record. Bases 227 to 4399 code for a protein of 1390 amino acids.
GGCUGGGCAGGAGCAGGAGCAGCACCACCACCAGCAGCAGCAGCAGCAGCACCUUCGUACAUAAUCGGCCACAUAUCGGAUGCUGAUAGAAGCACCUGUGGUGUGGCGCUGGAUUCAGUGACCGGGCGACUCUGCUGAGCAAUUCAAUUUGAGAGUUCAUUAGGAUGCUUCAGAUUCUUUAAGCUCAGGAUGCGUUAAGGGUUAAAGGUCAGCGAGUGAGGCAGAGAUGAGUCUGACUUCCUGGUUCCUGGUGAGCGGCGGGGGGACGCGGCAUCGUCUCCCCAGGGAGAUGAUCUUUGUGGGGAGGGACGACUGCGAGCUCAUGCUGCAGUCCCGCAGCGUGGACAAACAACACGCUGUCAUCAACUAUGAGCCGAACGCAGACGAACAUAAAGUGAAAGACCUGGGCAGCUUAAAUGGGACAUUUGUCAACGAUGUCAGGAUACAGGAGCAAAUCUAUGUCACACUGAAAAUUGAUGACAAAUUGAGGUUUGGCUACGAUACCAACCUGUUCACUGUGGUUCGAGGGGAGCUGCAUAUUCCAGAGGAGGCACUCAAGCAUGAGAAGUUGAGCAGCCAGCUCCAGCUGAACCAAAAAAAAAAACCUACAGAGGCGGAAUCGUUUAGACCAGAGGUGAAACCCACCGAGGCGGCGGCAGCAGCACCAGUAUGUGAGGGAGCCGCCGCCAGGCCCCCUGAAGAUAAGACAUCAGGGGAUGUAGCAGUGUUGCACAGAGGCACACCCCUCUAUGGCCAGCCUGCCUGGUGGGGAGAUGGAGAUGCUGAUGACCAGCAACCUGGGAGGCCUGAGGAAAAGAGCUCAGAUCGGAAGCGAGAAAAGGCUGAAACAGACACCAAGAAAAGUACAGAGGUCCCAAAGUCUGCACCGCAAACAGUUUCCAAUCAGGAGCCCAGCUACUUUGAGAUCCCAACCAAGGACACUCACUCAGCAGGUAAAGUGAGUGAUGAAGCAGCCUCACGAGAACAAGAUGCCAGUGCAGCUUCUGCUGCAGAGCCCACCCAUGGCCACGCAUCAUUCACUAUUGAGUUUGACCCUGGGGCAACAGGUAAAGUGACUGUCAAAGAUCGAGUGGCAAAGGUGGGACCAGAGACAAGGCCACGUCCUAAAAGGCCUGUAGGAGAGGAGCUCAGUCCACUUCAGACAGCCAUGGUAGCCGCGGAGGUCAAAGUUGCCGACUGGCUGGCCCAGAAUGAGCUGCCGUUGGCUCUGAAAGAUGCAGUUGCCGAGGAUGACGGGGAAAGUGUGAAGAGUGAUGUGCCUGUACAACUGAAGAGUCUUAAAGACAGUAAACAUGAGGACGGCACGCAGAGCGACUCAGAGAACACGCUUGGAGAGCAGCGCAGGGCUGCAGCGAUGGAGGAACGCUCCUGGGGACUUUGGGGCGGCGCAGGGAUGAAGAUCAGAGAAGGACGUGCUAACGUACCAGAGGGACUCUUCGCAGAGGAGGACAGUCCUGCUCGCCGUCGCAAGUCUUCCACUUCCAAAGUGGCAAGUGGAUUCGUGGAGAGGCAACGUGGCUCAGCACAACAUCAGCAGAGUGGCCGUGAUGAGUGCUAUCACCACGGGGAUGAUUAUAGUGACAGAGGGACCUAUACUAUUGAGCUGGAGAAUGGAGAUCAAGAAGAGGAAGAGGCGAGGAAAAUGAUUGACAAGGUGUUUGGUGUGGAUGAGCAGGACGCUGUGUGUGUGUCCAGGCUGGGUGGUGCUGACCAAAGAGAGAGGAUCACCUCCCAGAGGACCACUACUGGAGACAGAGGAAAGCCUGGACGCAUGGAGACAGAGGUUCUACCAGAGGAAUUGAUGGUGGGUGGUCCACGCUGGGUGUCACAGUGGGCUACUCUGGCUGCAAGUCAUAUUAGGACAGACCCUGAGGGAUCAGGAGGGGAGACACACAUCAUGGUCACAGAGGACAGAGCUGAAAUAAGUGAGUCCAGCCACUCAGCCUCUUUUGCCUCAUCUGGCUACACAGAGCGUAAGAGGAGAACCCUUCCCCAGCUGCCUGGCGAGGAGUUUGUCCUCGGAAGGAGGACCCCAGGUUCAGGCCUGCGUGUAGAUAUGGGGGAGAAACAGGACACAGAGCUACAGGAGAAGGAGAACCAGGAGGAGAAGACGGCCAGGGGAAAGAAUCGGCCUGCUCAUGGCACUGGAGGAGUAGGCAGUCACGGCGGUAGCCCAAGUCGCUCUUCACCAGCCAAGUCACAGGACAGUGGUGGCGGGAGAUCCAGCAAGUCAGGUGUGUUGGCCAAACUUCCCCCUCGUCCACUGACAAGUGGAGAGAAAAGAAUGGAGGAGGCACGGAGGAGGAAAAGGGAAGAGGAGAAGGCUCGGGAAAGUAGUGGAAAGCCAUUGUUGAGGCAGGAGAGUUUCACUGUGGAGAAACCAAGUUCCAAUGUACCCAUCGAGCUCAUACCUCGUAUCGAUGGGACGACACGCAGCAGAACUCAGAGUAGGGAGACUGGUAUUGACAGUACCAUAAUUCAGAAAGACUCGGAAGCUGUGGCAGCCUUUCUAGAGACAACUGUAUCAGACCAAGGUGAUCCACCAAGUCAGUCCAUUGAAGGCUCCAUGUCACCAGAGUCAGACGUGGACACGACCAGCACAGUAAGCCAGGCUGAUGGAGCAAGAAAGGUAGUCCAGAAACGUCGGACUCUUGCAGGACAGCAGAAAGAGAGAACGGUACUGUGCUCAUCUAGCAAAGGUCCUGCCGGGGCCAGAGAAACCCAGGACAGGAGGGUCAAGACCAGGGCAUCUGGUCCUCCACAGCCCAGCCGACCCUGGACUUCUCUGGACCUAACUGAUGAUGACGUCAACUCCAACUCACUCCUCUCUGACUCCCAGCCCACCUCUACACAGGAAUCUAAAAGCUCACAUACCAGAGCCCAGACUGGGAACACAACAGUGGGGGCUAGCACUAAGUCAAGUCGGGCCAAAAUCACCCAGGCCCCAGCCUCUUCUGCAACCAAUAAAACCACCAGUGUUCCCAAGCCCAGGCCCACCAGGGCUUCUCUGUUGAGGCGAGCCCGGCUUGGAGACUCAUCAGACACUGAACCUGCAGAUCUUGACCGGAUGUCAGUAGCCUCUGAGGCCUCCACAGCGAGUUCCACAUCCAGGACAGGGAUGGCAAGAAGGGGAAUGUCCAGGAUAGAGGCUCUGGCACAGCCAAGGAGGCCGAGGGUGGGUUCCCCAUCAGCCCAGAGUGACUCAGAGGCCACUGUGACAAGGAGUAGAGGUCUGGGGGCGCGCAGUGCAGCAGGUGAUUAUGCCAUCAGACAAGGACUAAGAGGAUCUAAUGUCACCGCAGUGUCUGGACCCAGAGCCAGGGCUAACAGUGCCUCCAAGCUGCCUGACAAGAAUAAAGGCACCUCCUCCUAUGGACAUGUCACACCUGCAUCUGGCUCUCGGUGGCGCCGUGUGCCUGUGGAUUAUGCUUCCACCUCAGAAGAUGAGUAUGGCUCAAACCGUCACAUAUCCAAGCAGGGUCACGCAAGACCAUUCCCUUCCACCCGGGUAGCCCAGCUAGGAGGUUCAGCCCCAGCAACUCCUAAUCCUACAGGCCUGGCUGCCUUGAAGCAGCACUCCAGGGAACAGGACGAGUAUAUGAGAGACUGGACAGCACACAGCGAGGAAAUAGCCAGGAUUAGCCAAGACCUAGCCAAAGACCUAGCCAUGCUUGCCAGAGAAAUUCAUGAUGUGGCAGGAGAGAUCGACUCAGUCAGCCCUGCAGCCACUGAUCCAGGAGCUCUGUUGGAGGAGCGUGUAUUUGAUGACAGCUUGGACAUGGGCGGCCCUACAGAACACAGCAGCAUUAUGGGAACCAAUGGGCGGCCUGUUGAGCUUCGACCCCGAGGCUCUAGUGGACAGAGCUCCCGCUCCAUCCGCAGACAGACAUGGAAUAGGGAUGAUGCGGUACUAGACAGUUUACUACUAGCAUCUGUGACUCAACUCUCCUCUCGGAUACGUCAGUCUGUUGACAAAACGACCUGCAAAAUCAGGAUCCUCUUCAAGGAUAAAGAACGGAAAUGGGAAGAGAUUGAGAAUAAACUGCAGGCAGAGCACGACUCCUUACUACUCAAGAGCUCUAACAAGGAGAUUUCAAGCAUUAUUCAAGACCUAAAGAGAGUGGAAAGACAACUGCUCGUAAUUGACAUGAUGGUGGACCCAGAUGGCACCCUGGAUGCCUUGUCCAAUCUGGGCCUGACCAGCCCUCUGACUGAUCAGAAGAUCAACCCCGGGACACAGCAGGGGGCAUCGGUGUUGCACCCUGGAGCUGGAGCUUCCUCCAGCACACUCUCAACCUCCAGGCCUGAAGGACAGGCCACUGAAUCCUGUGGACCUUCUGACCCUACAGAAGUGGCACAGCGAGAUCCAGGGCCUUAAGAAGAGCUCUAGAUCCUUCAACUGAUAUACAGAGGACAUUAUUCAGAAUGCAUCCCUUAUGUUGGACAUGAACAAUCCUUUAUGUCGGACUCCUGAAGCUCUUGGAAGCAGUGUGUGUGAGGUUAGACAAACGUUUAGUUUCACACAAGAGACUGCCCCAGCUGUCAGUCAAACUGACUCGUGAUAGGACUUUCCAAGUCCAACACUACCAAAUAGCAGUUGUUGGGACAUGAAACAUACAAUAUGAAAAUAUUACAGUAUUAUGGUGGGCUAGUGAAGAAACUAUGACAUUAUACAGUAACCCUUCUGUGUUUUUGUGUUGCAGCUCAUUCAUAUUGUCCAUUAUUCUGAAAAACAACAGGGUGUAAUGUUAAAGAUAAACUUGCCAUUUAAUUACAAGGCUUGAAAUUGUUUGAAUCAUAAGCUUGUCGGCUUAUGAUUAAGGCUAAGACUUAUACAAUAACCCAAACCAGAAAGGUGCAAUGGUGUCAAAGGAGGAUUCAGCAGAGGUGAAAGUGUUCUUGUAUCUUCCCAUAGACUUAUUUAUAAAAAGAAAUAUAUUGUUGGCCUGUUGCAAUCCCAAAACCUCUCUCAGAAAUGAUUUUCCAUGAGAAAAGGCCACGUUGCUUAUUUGCUGGGGAAAGAACUGGGUGUGUACAGUAUGUACCAACGUAAAUGUUUAUUAUAGUGAAAUCAAAAAGUCCCACCCAUGCCUUUUUUCUUUCUUGUGGCGAUGUCAUUUGAAAACAUUGUAUCAAAGAUAGGCCAUGUGUAUUAAUAGAAACUAUAAAAUCAAAUGUAGCUCCCAGAAAGAUUUUCCUCUUCCAAAUGUAUUUUGUCACAAGUGCCCUGGAUCAAACAAUCAUUACAGUUGGAGAUAAGAGAUGUUAGUGUAUAGGAGAUGGUGAGGAGAAAGUUUUUCCCCCUUUUUGCACAUUACAAAGCUUAAAUAUGUUAAUAUUCAUCUCAGAGGGACCAGGACAUGUGCCCCACGAUGCUCCUUUAUCAUUUAAAUGUCCUCGACCAAAAACAAAGCAGGUGAAAGCCAGCUGCCUGUAGAUGAGCGCUUUGUCAAAUGAUUUUCUGAUCACAAACAAAAUGUUGCGUUUGAACCAGCAUAGACGGGAGCUACCUCCGAGUCCUGCAGCUGUAUUUUACUGUCAACGAUGCAAUGGGGAGUGGACACUGUAAUGACUGUGGGUUUUCCAAUGUCUUGCCUCAUACCAAUGUUUACACAUGAAUGUAACCUGAUCAGAACUGUUGAAAAAAUUUUAGCCAAAACAACUUUAAUAAAGAUUAAUAAUUGCAUUUUGUCUUUGAUUCUGUUUGAGCAUUUGGAGACUAUUUUUUUUUGGUUUGGAUGUUUUGUAUGAAGUUUUUUUUUUCUUUGUAAUGAUGUUAGGUUAAAUGUUGACCUUGCAAUACCUGUGUAUUGUUUGUCUCAUUUCCAAUAAAAUGCAUGAUAAUCAUGA